This is a messenger RNA of Cucumis sativus (cucumber), 1821 nucleotides long. Its product is annotated as phosphoenolpyruvate/phosphate translocator 2, chloroplastic. Gene Ontology annotation, biological process: transmembrane transport. Bases 244 to 1452 code for a protein of 402 amino acids. The record is from RefSeq and is a predicted model, not a curated record. Lineage: Eukaryota; Viridiplantae; Streptophyta; Magnoliopsida; Cucurbitales; Cucurbitaceae. Gene Ontology annotation, molecular function: antiporter activity. Gene Ontology annotation, cellular component: membrane; Golgi apparatus. The transcript is spliced from 9 exons.
AAUGGCGCCAUUUUCUCACUCUUCAUCUCAAUCAUCACUCCCCUCAUUUUCUGUUUCAGCCAUUGGUUUCCAUGCCCCAUUCAUUCUUCCAGAUCCUUCUUCUCUCCUCCAAUCGCCGCCCCAUCGCCGGACCUCCUCCCCCUCCCCCCACGUGAAAUGCGUGUUUCACGUGUGAACAUUUCUUCUUCUUCUUCUUCUUCUUCUUAUAUUCUUAAUCGUCUGUGAGAUUUUUCUUUCAUUGAGAUGUGGAAUAACGCUGUAAUGGCUUUGGCUAUCUCGUUUUCCCCUAAUUCUAUUGCUACGGCUACUGCGGCUAUUCCAUGCCCUAACCGAACCCCUAAUUUCCCUCACUUUUCGCACAUUCUUCAUUUCCGUUCUCACGAAUCAAUUCCAUGGCGUUCUUCUUCUUCUUCAUCCAUCUCUGGUUCUUCGUUUGGAUUUACUCCGAGGUUUGAGAAAUUUGUUGUAAUGGCUGCUUCCUCUGUGCCGGAGAGUGCGGGGGAGGGUGUGGAAUCGGUUGAUUUGGUUCAGAAUCUCCGGCUUGGUGCAAUGUUUGGGAUUUGGUAUCUUUUGAAUAUCUACUACAAUAUUUUCAACAAACAGGUUUUGAAAGCCUUUCCGUUUCCAACUACGGUGACAGCUUUCCAGUUCGGGUGUGGUACGAUCAUAGUAAACUUAAUGUGGGCUCUUAAUUUUCAUCACAGACCCAAGAUCAGUUCAUCCCAGUUUGCUACCAUUCUUCCACUGGCUGUAGCGCAUACAAUGGGAAACAUAUUAACCAAUGUGAGUCUUGGGAGAGUUGCGGUUUCAUUUACUCACACCAUCAAAGCAAUGGAGCCAUUUUUCACUGUCCUUCUCUCUGCUUUGUUUUUGGCUGAGAGGCCCAGUUUUUGGGUUGUUUUUUCUCUGGUUCCCGUUGUAGGAGGAGUGGCACUCGCUUCUUUUACUGAAGCCUCAUUUAAUUGGAUUGGCUUCAGCAGUGCCAUGGCUUCAAAUCUUACCAAUCAAUCACGUAAUAUCUUCAGCAAAAAGCUCAUGGUCCACAAAGAGGCACUGGACAACAUCAAUUUGUUCUCUGUAAUUACCAUCAUUUCGUUUAUCCUGCUGGUUCCCUCGGCUCUUCUCCUUGAAGGCACUAAAUUUAGUCCUUCAUACUUGAAAUUAGCUGCAAAUCAAGGGUUGAAUAUUAGAGAACUAUGCAUUAGGUUACUUCUAUCUGGCAUCUGUUUUCAUAGUUAUCAGCAGGUUUCAUAUUCAAUACUACAAGAAAUUUCACCGGUGACCCAUGCAGUAGGAAAUUCUUUGAAGCGAGUGGUGGUUAUAGUGUCUUCGGUUAUUUUCUUCCAAACAACAGUCUCACCUCUAAACGCCCUUGGAACGGGCAUAGCUCUAAUGGGAGUUUUCUUGUACUCAAGGGCUAAGCGUAUGAACUCAAAACUCAAGUCUUUGUAAAUUAUUAUUAUUAUUUUGGAUAUUUAUAAUUUGUGGCAAUUUUAAGAAUAGUAAUUAAGUAUGUAACAACAAUUUUAAAAAUUGUAAAUAUAGCAAAAUCUAUCAUCAUAGAUCAAUAUUUGCAACAUGACCUAUAAAUAAAAAACUUCGAUAGAUUUUGUUAUAUUUAUGAUUUUUUUAAAAAUAUUGUUAUAUACUUAAUUAUUUUGAAUCUAAUUGCUAUAUUUGCAACUAUUCUUAAUAUUUUUUUUCCUCUCUUAGUUUUUAUAACCACGUGUAACAUACAACUAGAGUUUACUAUACCACUAGAAUUUGUAGUUUUUGUGUUUUCUUUUUGUCUCAUAUAAUAGUCACUCUUUUUUCUCUUUC